AUGAACAGUGCAAGGGAGUUGAAGAUAGUAACGGAAUGUGGAAGACAAGAUCUUUAUAAGAAAAUUAGAGAAAUUAAAGGAAAAUUUCAGGCAAAAAUUGGAAUGAUAAAAGAUAGAAAUGGGAAAGAUCUGAGUGAAGCAGAGGAUGUUAAGGAAAGAUGGGCAGAAUAUGUAGAAGACCUAUACAAGAAAGAACUGCAUAAUGACAGGGUUCCUACUGCUGAUGUUAAUGUUAAUUUAGAACUAGAGCCAGAUAUUUUGGAGAGCAAAAUUCAGUGGGCCCUUGAAAAUAUGGCUGAUAACAAAACUAGUGGACAUGAUGAAAUACCAGCAGAAUUGUUUAAAGUCACUGGAAAGGAUGCAAUUUAUCUACAGCAUUUGAUGUUAUUGAUCAUAAAAUACUGCUUGGCAAACUGUACUGCUAUGGAGUCCAUGGCACUGCUCAUAUGUGGUUAA
This is a messenger RNA of Schistocerca nitens (vagrant locust), 456 nucleotides long. RefSeq lists its product as uncharacterized. The record is from RefSeq and is a predicted model, not a curated record. Lineage: Eukaryota; Metazoa; Arthropoda; Insecta; Orthoptera; Acrididae. The transcript has 2 exons. Bases 1 to 456 code for a protein of 151 amino acids.